This is a messenger RNA of Xylona heveae TC161, 2477 nucleotides long. RefSeq lists its product as hypothetical. Gene Ontology annotation, cellular component: SAGA complex. The transcript is spliced from 3 exons. Gene Ontology annotation, biological process: regulation of transcription by RNA polymerase II. Bases 121 to 2166 code for a protein of 681 amino acids. Lineage: Eukaryota; Fungi; Ascomycota; Xylonomycetes; Xylonales; Xylonaceae. Gene Ontology annotation, molecular function: transcription coactivator activity. The record is from RefSeq and is a predicted model, not a curated record.
CGCUUCAACGAAACUCUACGCCCUAAUCGAUUUAAAAGAGUUGUCCUUAUCUGCUUGUAAUUGCUUCAUACUUUGCUGCUUUUCCUCUCCAUCUGUUGCUCCUUCGAUAUCGUAUGCAUGAUGCCACCCACUGGAGGCAAAGGGAAAGGAAAGGGUCGUGACGCCCGCAGAUCACGAAGUCGAAAUACCACUCCAAGUUCAAUCGGCGGCAGCGGCGCAUUCUCUUCUCCAAAUGCAGCAAACACAGCUAUUCUCGAUAUAGCGUUAUCUAAUUUAAUGGUUCCUACCAACAUCUCGUAUGACGAUAUCCUGGAAAGGCAUGGGAACAAUGGCGGAAUUCCUGACUCCAAAAAUCUCGAGAUCCUUUCGGCCGACCUCAAAAUGUUGGCUCAACUGGCCGAGACAAGGGGUCAGGCAUGUGAUCGCGGGAUGCGAGAGCUCUCCAAAAGACGCAAGGAAAGGCUUGAGGAGGAAAGAGAAAAGGAGAGAGCGGAUGAGGAGCGUAGGGAGAAGAUGAGAAGGGAAGCGUCCGCAUACGGAGAAGAUGAGGAUGGCGGAAAGAAAGCAAAUAAGCUGAAGAGGAAGAAAGAUCAGGUGAAGCCACGCGAGGAGCGCCCGCUCACUCAUGGAGCUCAUGGUGUAGCCCGCCAAGAUGGCACCGACGUGGAAAUGAAAGAUGCGUCCCUCUCUCCGGAACAGCGAAGAACCUCAAAGAGGAGUGGGACCUCUCCUGGAAAGGUAAAGAGGGAGGUUGCCUCGGCGAGUGCGUCUUCCCUCUCUCCUCCAUCGAGGCCGCAGUCACCGACGGCUGAUGCUAGGGAGGAAAAGGAAGAAGAGAGAGAAAGCUCACCUGCAUCGUCAGAGAGCUCUUCCGACUCUCAUCAACCGCCUCCGGCUCCCGCUGUUCCUCAGUACCAGACGUUUGGUCCUGAUCCGUCGACCUUUGACGAUCCCACUAUUUAUCAUAUUCGAGAUGUUAAGCCAGGAAUGAGCGAAGAGGAGAUUAAGGAGAUCUUUUCUGUGGCCGUUUAUCCCAAGGAUGAUCUUCAUGACUUGAUCCCAGGCACCCCGCCAGAUAGAGAUUUCAGCAAUGCAAAGCCUGCCAACCAGGUCACAGCCAAUGCCUUUGCUACUUAUGCUGAUCCAUAUCUACGGCCUCUAACUGAGGAGGACAUGGCUUUUCUGAAAGAAAGAGGUGAUCGGGCCACACCUUUUGUUAUGCCUCGUCGUGGUCGUCGCCAUUACAGUGAAAUAUGGGCAGAGGAAGAUGGCUCUAUGGCUUCAGAUGCGGCUCAGUCGAGCCGUGAUAAACUUCCUGCUAACCAGCCCCGCGGUAGUAUGGAUCAGAUGACUGAUGAGAUAGCCGAAUCCGAACAAAUAUCGGCUGGCCCGCUUCUAACCCGCCUGCUUGCUGCCAUGCGCCCUGAGAGCCGCAGCUCGUCCAAUGAUGAUAAAGCAGCAAAUACAGGCCAUGGUGACGUGCUCAAUGGUCUCGCAAAUGGCGAAGCUGGUGGAGACUUUGAUAUGAAUGGUGAAUCGGAGAAGCCGCAGCCGCCUGCAGCCUUCCUACCUGAAUCUACUCAAGCCAACUGGAAGGUCUCUACAUCGAAACUUGAUUAUGCGCAAAUGGAUGAGCGCUUAAAGCAGGAACUCCGCUAUAUAGGCUUCCUUGGCGACGAUGAGCCUGACUACGAUGCUCAUUAUGACGACGAGGUUGCCGCACGUCUACGGUUUCUACAAGCGGAAUUGAAAAACCAGAGCAUCAUCAACGGAUCUCGCAAGGCCCGUAUUCAAGAGAUUGCAAAAGAACGCAUGGCCCAUCAAGAGUUUCAAACUAUCCUUGAUGAUCUGGAUAAUCAAGUUGGCCAAGCCUAUCUGAAACGGACUCGCACACUUGGUAAAGGAAAGAAGAAUGUCAAACGGCCAGGUGGUGCUGGUGGUGGUAGCCACUACGUCAACAGCGCGGCAGGUGUCAGUAAACCAGGCAUCGGAGAUGUUGCCAGACAAUUAAUGGAACGACGAGCCAAGUGGAUCAACUCUAUCGGUCCCGUCUUUGAAGAGGGCUUAACGCGGGUCCCGACCACCGAUGAAUCAAUCUUCUCCGAAAAGGAUAUGAAGAGAAUGAUUUCACUCGAGAAGGAAAAGUGGGAUGAGGCCGAGGAGUAGGGCGCUCAUACUCCAAAUCGCCGCAUUCUUGCUUAUUUUUGCGUAUCGCCUGACAUGGGCAUUCAUGAUUGUGAUCUUCUGGGAGGAGUUUGGGUACGGCUUGAUAUUCUUUGAAAGGUAUAAUGGACGUCCAUUAAAUUCAAACGGGUAUGAGGUUUGGAGUUGGGAGAUUUAAUAAAAGAGGGUAGAUAUAUCCGGGCAUCUGCUAUGUAGCAAAUUUGGAUUCAUACGCUAUGACUUUGCCGAUCAUUUCUAUCAAUGUAUUCUCUAACAAAUUAUUUUAUAAGACAAUACCCUGGUUUUCAUGCGCG